This is a messenger RNA of Rotaria sp. Silwood2, 822 nucleotides long. NCBI's taxonomy places the organism in Eukaryota, Metazoa, Rotifera, Eurotatoria, Philodinida, Philodinidae. The record is from the annotation of a GenBank genome assembly.
AUGACUGAUUUAAGUAAUCCAAAUAUUGAAGGUGUUUAUGAAAUGAAUGUACCAUUAGAUUUUCGUUUACUUAUUACACUUAGUUCUAUAUGUUCAUUACGUAAAGAACAACAACAUACAAAUAUACUUUCAAAUUUAUAUCAAUUUGAUGAAUUAGAAUUUUUAUCAUUAUCAGAACAAACAUAUUUACAAUCAGGUACAUUACAAUGUAUUUAUUUAUAUAUACAUCAAGAUAAUGGAAAAUUAUUUAUUGCUUUAUUUAUACCAAAUAAUUCUCGUGUAUUCAUUGGUAUAUUAGAUAGUAUUAGAGAAAAUCAUAUGCCUAAUUUAAAUAAAUUAUUAAAAAAUGAAUGUGAAAAACGAUUACAAAAAGGUAUUGAUACAAAUUUAUUACCAAUAAAUGAACAUCAAUUUGAAGUUAAAGUUGAUACCGAUAUACAAAAUAUUUGGAAAAGAUUUAAUAAAAUUAUUGCAAGUCUUCGUGAAAAUGAUAUGGAAACUCGUACAUUAUCAAUCUAUUUGGCUAUACAAUCAAAUAUUUCUAUAUGUGAUCUUCAAUCAUCAAUGUUAUCAUCAUUAAAUGAUUAUCCAAAAGUAACAUUAUCAAUAAAAGAUAAAACUAAUUUAUAUAAAGGUCUUGAUUGGCAACGAACAGCAGCUCGUCAUGCAUUACAACAUUAUGCAAAUGCAAAUAUAAUACUUGUUAAUAUGCUUGAACAAUGUCGAUAUCUUCAUAUUCCAUUAGGAAAUUUUCCUGAUGAUCCAUGUUUAUUUGCAUGUGAUCUAUUUUAUGCUCGACAUUUAAUAAAACAUAAUCAUUGA